CUUGACGCCGUGACAGCCGCUGGUGUACAUGCUGUUAGCUAGAAACGUUUUUUUUUCCUUCACAUUUUGGAAGCUAUUUUUGCGAAAUUAAUAGUGUUGUUUGAUGCAUAACCGGCGGAUCCUACCUGCGGUGUGAUCAAACGGUUAAGACGAGCGACUGAUGUGAAGCAGGAACCGUUUUAUUGAUCCCCUCCUCCUCUCUAAAUGAUAGGGAGGCUUCAUACGUAAACAGUGAUCGCCUCAUAGAUCUGCAGUUCCUUUUUGUCACCCUAAUAAACAGCAAGUGAUGGCAACCAUUGCCAAGAGGCCGUCCCUGCAGGGUCCAGUGCCCCCUCCUCGCAAGAAGACGACCCCCAAGCCAGAGCUGACUGAGGAGCAGAAGCAGGAGAUCAGAGAGGCCUUUGAGCUCUUUGAUACCGAUGGAUCCGGAUACAUUGAUGUCAGAGAGCUGAAGGUGUCCAUGAGAGCUCUGGGCUUUGAGCCGAAGAAAGAGGAGAUCAAGAAGAUGAUUGGUGAAGUGGAUAAAGGCGGAACAGGAAAGAUCUCCUUCACCGACUUCCUCACCAUCAUGACGCAGAAAAUGGCUGAGAAGGAUUCCAAAGAGGAGAUCCUGAAAGCUUUCCGCCUGUUUGAUGACGACGAGACGGGCAGGAUCUCAUUCAAGAAUCUAAAGAGAGUAGCCAAAGAGCUCGGAGAGAACCUGACAGAUGAUGAGCUCCAGGAAAUGAUAGAUGAAGCAGACAGGGAUGGAGAUGGAGAAGUGAACCAGCAGGAGUUCCUGCGCAUCAUGAAGAAAACCUGCCUGUACUGAAGGAGGUGCACGACGUCAGGGUCGGUGACGCAGUGUCGAGGGGACCAGCGGUGGUUUUAUAUGUAAUGCUGCUCGUACAUUUGUCUAGAAAAGCCCUUAUUGCUGUGUAGUGCCAUACGUUUUUACUUAAAAUUAGUCAACAUUUAACUAUCAUACUACAAUGGAAAGAAACGCUUGAACAGGAUGUCUGGUGAAAUGCCAAAUUAUCUUCCUUUGACUUACAUGAUAAUUUACUUUACAUCUGCCAAAACAGUAGGAGAGUUUUCUCUUUUCUGUUUGGAAUGCUGCAUACCUUUAUGAAGAAUAUACAUGAAUUAUAUUAUUGAUGAAAUGUAGCUUAUUAUUAGUUGUCAAGAACUUCUCAGUGCCUGCCUCGAUACAGUGAGAAACACAAUACAUUCCAGUGCUUUGUUUGGUCGUAGACUUUGUGCGUCAUGUUAGAUCCCAUCAUACCGCUAACUCCAGUGUUUCAUGUUUUGGCCUUUUUGUACUGGUUUUCCUGAGAAAUUUGUAAUGUGAGAAGCUGGUAAACUACUGCUGACUAGGAAGUGGCAUCUCAUCUCCGUGCUGCCUGUGGAUUUGUGCCUGUGCCUCUGGAAGGGCCGAUCAUCACAAUCAGGGAAACUGCCCGACCUCUCCGACCUGCUUCACCUUCCCCACAGGUCCCAUUAUCUUCAAACUAUAUGAUUGCGGAUGUAUUUUUCUUGUAGCUUUAAGUAUUUAUCCUUCUGUUGUGCAUAUUUCCUCUUCUUAAAUGUUUUGUAAAUGAUAUAGUGCAUUGAUGAGUAGAUCCACAGCAUAUUAGUGUUUAAGGUACAGAUUAAAUAUAUUGAAGCAGG
Stegastes partitus (bicolor damselfish) is the source of this 1650-nucleotide messenger RNA. It is a transcript of the gene cetn2, whose product is annotated as centrin, EF-hand protein, 2. The transcript has 5 exons. The record is from RefSeq and is a predicted model, not a curated record. Gene Ontology annotation, molecular function: calcium ion binding. Lineage: Eukaryota; Metazoa; Chordata; Actinopteri; Pomacentridae. Bases 287 to 811 code for a protein of 174 amino acids.